Molecule: messenger RNA, 680 nt
Organism: Bombina bombina (fire-bellied toad)
Lineage: Eukaryota; Metazoa; Chordata; Amphibia; Anura; Bombinatoridae
Gene: HIGD1C
Product: HIG1 hypoxia inducible domain family member 1C
Exons: 4
Coding region: 169-459 (96 amino acids)
Biological process (GO): mitochondrial respirasome assembly
Cellular component (GO): mitochondrion
Source: RefSeq, a predicted model, not a curated record
GCUGCUAGUCUCGAAUGCUGGCUAACGAUUGGCUAACAGCUUGUGUGGAGUCAGCGCCCUCUUUCGGCUCCCGAGUUUAUAAAUCAAUUGCGCAAUAGCCGUUGCUAAACUUGACACAGUUGACACCUAACCUUUUGUGUGGAGAAGACAGCAGCUAGAACAGAAACGAUGUCUUCAGAUAGCUUUACACCAGGGGAGCCUGACUCCGCUUCCAGUAAACUGCUGAGGAAGUCCCAGGAAUCUCCCUUUGUCCCUAUAGGAAUGGCUGGCUUCCUGGCUGUGGUGGCCUUUGGCCUUUACAAGCUGCGUAGCAGAGGUGAUCAGAAGAUGUCUGUGCAUCUCAUUCACAUGAGAGUUGGUGCUCAAGGAUUUGUGGUUGGUGCUGUAACAUUUGGUGUUAUGUAUUCCAUGUUCAAGGAAUACAUUAAGCCGCUUUUUAGUAAUGCAGAUGAGAAGUGAGCAACGGCAGAUGACUUGCAGCAAAUACACAGCAUCAAAUGAAUUUGUGAAUAUUUCCUUCUGUAUUUUCUAGGUUGCUAUAAGGCAACACGUAAAACCGUACCCUCAACCGCACAUUGUGGUCUACAAAUCUGUUCUGUGAAGCUGUUUAUAUCUUUGAGAAAUCACCAGAUCAUGUCCCCUACAUUACAGAGCAUCUGAAAUAAAGCACUUCAAUCUUA